AUGGAUUUUGUUCGGGUGACACCUAUGACAGUUGCUCAAGAAACAGCAAGAAAAAGACUUGUAUAUACGCUUAUACUAGCUUGUGUUCCAAUUGGUGCUAUCAUGCUUAUAAAAAUCAAAAGUUUUAUUCAUUUUCUUAAAUCAAAACCAGGAAUCCUCGCAAUACUAGUAGGAAUAGGAGCUCUUGUAUAUGCACAUAUAGAACCUUUCUUCUUAAGAUAUACAUACAAAGAAAUUGCAGUUCCAAAACAAUUUAAGCCAUUUACAGUUGUUCAAUUAACUGAUAUUCAUUUUCAAUGGCCAUAUCCAUACGUAACAAAAAAGAAACUUGCUUCCAUCGUCGAAAAAGUAAAUGAAAUUAAUCCUGAUUUCAUUUUCUUAACAGGUGAUUUCAUUUCGAGAUAUAGGACUUACAACAUUUCGAAGUAUAAUACAGAAACCAUUGCUUUUUAUCUCGGGCAGCUUCGUGCGAAAAGAGGAAUCUACGCAAUCCAAGGAAAUAACGAUAGGUGCGCUGGCGAUAUGCUUUUAAAGGCUUUCAAAGAAAAUGGAGUUAGAAUGCUCAUGAAUGAAGGCAUCAUUGAUGAUGAUAUUUCGAUUACAGGAAUUUUAUCCAGCAAAAACAUCGAUAUAUGCAAUACUUGGCUUAACCAAACUAAGAUCCCAGAUGCACCUCUUAAGAUUUUAUUAUCACAUCAGCCUGAUACAGCUCUUGUUACGUAUCCUUUCUUUGAUCUUCAAUUCAGUGGUCAUACUCAUGGUGGUCAAUGCAUUGCCCCAUUCGGAAUAGGUCCAAUAUUGCAUCCAAAGAUGGGACAUAAGUUUAUUGUCGGUGUUUAUAAGAUAGGUAACAUGAUUCUUCAUGUUUCAACAGGAAUUGGCAUUUCUCCAUUACCAAAACCUUUGGUUAGAUUUAAUAAUAUUGCAGAAGUAUCCGUGAUUCGUGUUGUUCCUGAAUAA
Messenger RNA from Trichomonas vaginalis G3, 960 nucleotides. Its product is annotated as transmembrane protein with metallophosphoesterase domain family. The coding region runs from base 1 to 960 and encodes 319 amino acids. The transcript has a single exon. Lineage: Eukaryota; Parabasalia; Trichomonadida; Trichomonadidae. The record is from RefSeq and is a predicted model, not a curated record. Gene Ontology annotation, molecular function: hydrolase activity.